AUGGCACCUCCGAGCGGAGCGGCUUCGUACAAGAAGGCGGACGGCUCCUUGACCAUUUCAGUCGAUGAGUCGUCUGUAACAUGGAUGCCUGCAGCGACAGGUGCAGCACAGCCGAUCACUAUACAAGUAAUCAAUAUUUCCAAUUUACAACAGACACCAGCUUCCAAACCAAAGGUUAUGCUGAAGAUCUUUGCCCGCGCCCCCGAUUCUCCUCCUGAUGCCACGCCCGAGGCAUAUGUUUUCCAGUUUACCGGUGGGGCGGAUGCCCGACCGCAGGCUGAUGCCAUCAAGGAAACACUCAGUGCCCGGAUCAACACGCUAAGAUCGCAGACACCCGCGCAAACACCGGGACCGACGCCGGGUGGUGGAAGUGGCGAAGGCUUGUCUGCGGCGAUGGCAAUCGCAAAUGCUGUCACGUCAGCGGGGACAUCAAAGAACCCACUAGAUGACGAGAACAAGCUCCGAACGAACGGCGAGCUACAACAGUCAUUGCUGAAAGCGGAUUCAAAUCUCCGUCGCAUGUUCACCGAGGGCUUGAACACCAAACCUGAUGCGUUAUCGUCUGGUCAGUUCAUGUCACAGUUCUGGUCGACGCGGCUGCAUCUACUGCGCGCGCAUGCUAUUGAGCAGAGCCAGAUGCGCGGCUCUUAUAAUGUGCUUUCGUCGCUGAAGCCGCGGGUUGAGGGGGAUAAUGUUACCCGGAUGAAUAUUAGCAAGGAGCAGAUUGCGCUGAUCUUCUCGCAGCAUCCGCUUGUUAAGCGUGUUUAUGAUGAGAUUGUGCCGAAGCUUAAUGAGCAGCAAUUUUGGUCGCGGUUCUUCCAGAGUCGGCUUUUUAAGAAGCUUCGUGGAGAGCGCAUCUCUGAUGCUGAUGCCACUGAUGCGAUUCUCGAUAAAUAUCUGCGCACGGAUGAGUCUGCUGGACCGGGCCGUGAAGGGGGUAUUCACCACUUCCUGGAUCUUGCUGGCAAUGAGGGCAACCAUAGCCAACGGCGUGGCAAUCGGCCUGAUCUUGAUAUGAGGCCGUCGGGUGUGGAUAAAGUACCUAUCAUUCGGACUUUGAACAGCCUCAGCGAGAAAAUCAUGGCUAAUGUGGCGCCGUCAGAUGGUGACAUGAGUGCGCCUGUUGGCAUGAAUGAGGAGGCGUGGAAAAAGCUCCAGCUGCAGGAUCUCCGUGGUGAUGAAGAGCAAAGCAGGAUCACAUUGAAUAUUCGUGAUCAGAGUCGAUUCUUCUCUAGCACGCAAGAAGACGACAAGAGCAAGCAGUUUGCGCAACAAGACCCGGACCAGCUUUUACAGGCUCUUCGCGCAGAGAUCGCGCAGGAUCUCCCAGCACAAGGAAAUACCCAAUUGAGCAAACUGGUGGAUCCUGGCAAUGAUGAGGACGAGGAAAUGGAAGAUGCUCCCGCCAUCCAACGGCCAGUAGGCUCCUCCGCCGCUCUUCAUGACUCCUUCGCCCAGAUCCUGGAAGCAGUGCGUGACCGCCGGGCCCAGCUAAGCGAUCAAUCAACAUCAGAGACAUUCGGCCUCUCAAUAGCUCUCUUCGACCGACUCACCCUGACACACGCUACAACCACGGAGUUCCUGCACCAGUUCUGGCAGGCAUACCUAUCAGGCAACCCAGACCGUGCCGGCGAAGUCGCAUCCCUCGCUGAAUCUCUCCAACGAGCGUCCGAGCGGAUCAAAGCUGUCGCAAAUGACGCAGAAGCCGAUCGCAAGGUCGAGGUUGACAAGUUAAGGCAGCAUGCGCGCGAGGUAUUCGAACGUACUCAGCGCAAGAUCCGGCCGAACCUUGAAGGCGUACAGGGAGGUCAAAAGGUCGUGAACCAGCUGCUUGGUCCGACACUGCAUGCGCUGAACGUCGCCUUGAGCAAGUACCAGGCGGAAUUGGCAGAGCAGAAUAAAGAGGCGGCUGCCAUUCCUGCGUAG
Penicillium nucicola is the source of this 1926-nucleotide messenger RNA. RefSeq names its product TFIIH subunit TFB1 family protein. Gene Ontology annotation, cellular component: transcription factor TFIIH holo complex; transcription factor TFIIH core complex. Bases 1 to 1926 code for a protein of 641 amino acids. The transcript is spliced from 2 exons. Gene Ontology annotation, biological process: transcription by RNA polymerase II; transcription by RNA polymerase I; nucleotide-excision repair. The record is from RefSeq and is a predicted model, not a curated record. NCBI's taxonomy places the organism in Eukaryota, Fungi, Ascomycota, Eurotiomycetes, Eurotiales, Aspergillaceae.